UGUCACUCGGCUCUUCUCCUGCACCAUUUGGGCAGAUCCACUCUACUCCAGCCUCUGAAAUCCAUCCACAUUUACAGAGUCUUUUGUGGAUUUGUUUGGCUCCUGAUGUCUCACCAGUUUUGACAAGGAGGUUCCAGAAACCCUUUGUGAUCACAGCUUACUUAUAACGCCAAAAGACAGCGCUGAUGGUUUUGGAGCUCAACAAACCAACAGUUCUGACAUGUUCUCUUCAGUGAUUUCCAGGCAGCACACCCAAAAACUGCAUUCUCCUUUUGCGCUUCCAUUUUUCCAGAGCAAAGUGGACUAACUGAACAACAAAAAUGGAGCCUUAAUUGAGCAAGAAUUCCACUUCAGCUCCUUUUGGGCAAUCAGGGUGGGACAGCCUCACUGAGAGCCCCACGACAGACUGUUAUGUGAGGGUUGAUGUUUUUAGUAGUGUGUGUGAGAGAGCAGUGCAGCCUUGGAUCCAUCGUGGAACAACAGUCCGGCCGGACGCCCGGCCUACGGACCGGAGACGCUCCAAACCAGCAACUACUCUCUGGUGUUACUGAUUCAGCUCAGCCUGCUCUCCUUCGACCUCUUCGUCAACUCCUUCAGCGAGCUGCUGAGGAGUGAGCCGGCAGUCCAGCUGGUACUCUUCAUUAUGCAGGACAUUUCCAUCCUGUUCAAUCUGAUCAUCAUUCUGUUGAUGCUGUUUAACACCUACGUGUUCCAGAUUGGCCUGGUGGCCAUACUGCUGGAGCGGUUUAGAGGCCUGCUAAUACUCUCUGCUCUCUAUUUGACCUUCAGUAUCGUGCUGCAUUCCUGGCUUAUGAACCUGCGCUGGCUAAAUUUCAACAAAUUUAUUUGGACGGAUGGCCUUCAGGUGCUGUUUGUGGCCCAAAGAGUUGGUUCUGUGUUGUACUACUACUUUUACAAAAGGACCUCAGAGUACCUAGGAGAUCCCCGUCUCUAUGAGGACUCGCCGUGGCUGCGUGAAGUCUUUGUCCGGGCCAGACAGUGAUCAGAU
Messenger RNA from Cheilinus undulatus (humphead wrasse), 1009 nucleotides. Its product is annotated as transmembrane protein 138-like. The coding region runs from base 644 to 1003 and encodes 119 amino acids. The record is from RefSeq and is a predicted model, not a curated record. The transcript is spliced from 5 exons. Gene Ontology annotation, cellular component: cilium. NCBI's taxonomy places the organism in Eukaryota, Metazoa, Chordata, Actinopteri, Labriformes, Labridae.